AUGUCCAAGGUAGACAGGAGAUUGCCCAUUGCUUGUAAGCGAUGUCGGUUGAAGAAACUCAAGUGUGAUGACAGUACUCCGAAAACGUGCCAGAACUGCAAGAAAGCAGCAGUGCCAUGCAUUCUCGUAGACCCGGUCUCGAAACGAGAAUUUGAUAGAGAAUACGUAGAGAAUCUAGGAGAACGCGCCCGGAAUCUGCGAGCCACACUGGGUGAAUCUGCCGACUCGCCCACGGCCAGAUCUAACCCUGCGGCGCAAGUGACGGGUCCAUCUACGUUUCAUGGUGUAGGGAGUGUCAUAAGUGUCGCGAAACUGGUAGAGGCAGCUGUAUCUGCAAGAGCCGCUGCCUCAUGCUUGAUCGACGUGGGACAGGAAGUUGCAGAGGAGCAACAAAUGCUUACGGGCAUUAAGGCUUCCCGGGCGCCGCUGCCUCCAUCAUCAGCCGGACGUGAGCUUGUGGAGUCGUACCUGAGAGGCUUACACGUUCUCCAUCCGGUCCUUAGACGUUCAACCGUGUAUGACGACUUAAAGUCAAUGUACUCGCAAAGCACACCACCAUGCAGCAAAGAGAUCCUCUUCCGCAUGUAUAUGGUGUUUGCGAUCGGGGCUAUUCCGCUUUGGAGGAAGGGAAUACAUUCAGUUGCUCCCAUUGACUACUAUGUCACAGCAAUGGGCUACGCAACCCCAAUCCUAAGCCUGCCAGGAUUCGGCCAAAUCCAGGCCAUCAUGCUCAUUAUUCUGUUUUCCAUUCAGCAUGAUAUUGGCAUGGGCAACAAGUGGGAUUUGACCCGCAUGGCCAUGCGAAUUUGCAUCGAAAACGACUACCAUCUCAAGGCCAGGGGACGCUUUGACCUUCUGGAGGAGCAGAUGCGCCGAAGGCUUUUCUGGGCUUGUUACAUCAGUGACCGGCAUAUAGCAUCUCUCACCGGGCGACCGGUGGCAAUCGAGGACAGGGAUAUUGAUAUCGAGCUCCCCAUUGACGCAGAUGACGACCUAAUUGAAUCUGGAACUACGAGCGAACAGCAUGCGAGGGGAUACUCAGAGGUAUCAUUCCAGCUGCGCCAAAUCGGCCUCCGCAAAAUCACAUCUCGAAUACGAACCCAGCUCUACCGCGCUCCCAGCAGCUCGCUAGCGACUGUACCGGGUUCGACGAACGUGUAUGAAACUGUGGAGUGGAGGGACCUCAACUACUUCCGUGAGCGCCUGAGUGUCUUCCGAUGCCUUGUAAUGCAAUUUCGGGCAUCCCCAGAGCGCCAUAGCGCAGGAACACACAAUACAGACAAAUGCCUCCAGGCAGCGACAGGAGUGAUACAAUCGUACAAGAGCCUUCACGCGAGCGAAAAGCUGGUAUUGAACUGGACGUGCGUGCAUGAUGUCAUGUCAGCAAGUUUUACGGCCUUGUACUGCGGCCUUGCAAUCUACGACUCAUCUGGCGAGGAGCGACAGUCAUGGGAAGAACACCGAAAUACAAUGCUGCUCGCAUGCUCGGGAUGCAUUGAGAUCCUCUCUUUGAUAGCAGAGACAUGGACGACAGUCAAGAAGCAUCUUGAGAUCUUCAAGGCACUGAGCACAAAGAUCUCUGACAUAGUGCAGGCCGCACAAACUACGGUUGAACCGCCGAGUCAGUCUAUCACCUUACCGUCUCUAUCCGGCGACCAGUGGGAAAUACCCGGAAGCAGCAAUGAUUGCCCAAACCAGCCAAAUGAUUUGCUAAAUUUGUCUGACAGCAUUGACUGGAGCAAGGUCAAUUGGGAAGCCAUUAUGAAUUGUGAAGAGCCUAUGCUUGAUAUUAACGACAUAUACUAUCAAGAUUUAUAG
Molecule: messenger RNA, 1818 nt
Organism: Aspergillus versicolor CBS 583.65
Lineage: Eukaryota; Fungi; Ascomycota; Eurotiomycetes; Eurotiales; Aspergillaceae
Exons: 8
Coding region: 1-1818 (605 amino acids)
Biological process (GO): DNA-templated transcription; positive regulation of transcription by RNA polymerase II
Molecular function (GO): sequence-specific DNA binding; zinc ion binding; DNA-binding transcription factor activity, RNA polymerase II-specific
Source: RefSeq, a predicted model, not a curated record